Molecule: messenger RNA, 1162 nt
Organism: Parasteatoda tepidariorum (common house spider)
Lineage: Eukaryota; Metazoa; Arthropoda; Arachnida; Araneae; Theridiidae
Source: RefSeq, a predicted model, not a curated record
UCCAUUGAGCCUCAAACAAUACGGUUAUUGAAAAAGAAAUUAGUUUCACUGCCAUAAAAACUUAUUUAUAUAGUAAAUAAACAAAGAUUUAGAUGUGUUUUUAUCAAAAUACUAAAAUAAUAGCCUCGAAUAAAUUAUACUUCACUAAUGAUUAUUUUGACUAUCCAGACUGUUGUCAUCAUAAUUAUGCUCGUAUUAGUUUCUUUAAAAUCCAUCAAAUCAAACCUUGAAAUUGAAUUGCUACAAAGUUUAGAUCGAGCCUUGCAAUGUACUCGUCCCUCGCCACCAGAACAGCCUGUAAUAGCCAUGACUCCUCGCCGUAUAUCACAACUUGUUGCUUUAAUCAAAACAAAUAUAGAAACUCCUAACUGCAUUGGACGCUUACCUGAUAAACGCUUUAGCCUAGAGGAUGAAACAACCUGGAAUUUCUGCGUAUUUGGUACUUGUGAAGAAAAUAUAUGUCGAUGCCUUCGAACUCAUACGGGAUAUAACUGUGCCUAUUAUAAGAAGAAAAACUGUUGGAUGAUGUACUGCUUCCUUGAAGGUUGCCAACCAUCUGUACAAAGUCUGUAUUGUUCAUGCAAUCCAAUUUUAUAUGGGACUAAAGUUUUAACUGGACAAUAUUGGUACAACAACGUAAAUAAACCUAUGUCUCUACCACCACCUAUCAAUUGGAAGGGUAAGGACUUUAUCAGCAAAGAAGGCUUAAAUUCUCAACUAGAGAAAGAGCAAGGAAUACAGAAAGAUGUAAUUCCUUCAGAAAUGAUUCGAGCCGGAAAUAUAUCUCAAGAUUUUCACAUCGAUUCUUCCAGAAAAAGCGAUUUAGGAAAUUUUCAAUUGAAAAAAACUUUUACGAAAACGGCAGAUCAUAAUUUAAUCAAAAUAAAUCAAAAUGCUGAUAACACCAAUGAUCAAGACAAGACGGCUAAUCUUGCAUUACAAGAGGAAGUUACGGAAACAAAAACAAAUAAGGAAACAGAAGACGUAAAGGAAGCAUUAGAAGAAGCUGUAGAGGAAUCAUCAGCAUUUGUUUUCAUAAGUAACGAAUAUUUUGUAAUAAGUAUUGCUGUAUUGUGUAAUCUAUAUAUUUUUUUAUUUAUAACAUAAUCUUAAACUAAUAUCCACGGCAAUAAAAUAUUUUACCAACUAAUUUUUUUUUAAA